This is a messenger RNA of Choloepus didactylus (southern two-toed sloth), 891 nucleotides long. RefSeq names its product olfactory receptor 7A10-like. The record is from RefSeq and is a predicted model, not a curated record. The transcript has a single exon. Gene Ontology annotation, cellular component: membrane. Gene Ontology annotation, molecular function: G protein-coupled receptor activity; olfactory receptor activity. NCBI's taxonomy places the organism in Eukaryota, Metazoa, Chordata, Mammalia, Pilosa, Megalonychidae. The annotation marks the transcript as partial. Gene Ontology annotation, biological process: G protein-coupled receptor signaling pathway.
CUUCUGGCAUUUUCUGAGGAACCAGAAUUGCAGCCCUUCCUCUUUGGUCUAUUCCUAUCCAUGUACCUGGUCACUGUCUGUGGAAACCUGCUCAUCAUCCUGGCCACUAUCACUGACUCCCACCUCCACACGCCCAUGUAUUUCUUCCUCUCCAACCUGUCCUUUGCUGACAUUGGUUUUACCUCCACCACGGUCCCAAAGAUGUGGGUGAAUAUUCAAAGACAGAGUAAAGUCAUUUCUUAUACUGGCUGCCUCACACAAAUGUACUUUUUCUUGCACUUCACAUUGCUGGAGGACCUCCUCCUGACUGUGAUGGCCUAUGACCGCUCUGUGGCCAUCUGUCACCCCCUGCACUACACAAUCACUGUGAAUCCUCAGCUCUGUGUGCUGCUGGUUCUGGGGUCCUGGAUUCUAAGUGUCCUGUAUGCAGCUUUACAAAGCUCACUUGUUUUGCAGCUGUCCUUCUGUGGGACCUUGGAAAUCCCCCAGUUUUUCUGUGAAUAUAAUCAGAUGGUCCAACUUGCCUGCUCUGACACCUUCCUCAAUGACAUAGUGAUGUACUUUUUAGCUGGGCUGCUUGGUGGAGGGCCAUUCAUUGGCAUCAUUUUCUCCUAUUCUAAGAUCAUUUCCUCCAUGGGUGGAAUCUCAUCAGCUCUGGGGAAAUAUAAAGCAUUUUCCACUUGUGCAUCUCACCUUACGGUUGUCUCCUUAUUUUACAUUUCUCUUCUGGGUGUGUAUAUAAGUUCUUUUGCUUCACAUAAUGCACAUGCAAGUGCCCCGGUCUCACUCAUGUAUGCUGUGUUGAUACCCAUGUUCAACCCUUUCAUCUCCAGUUUAAGGAAUAAAGAUAUACAGGGGGCUCUGAAAAUAUUCCUUAGUGGAAAGUCAUAA